AGUGGGGACCAGAGGGGGGUACUCAGCAGUUGGUGCUGCGCCAUCCCUUCCCAGCAGGCGGCCCGGACACUGGUUCACUUCUCUCCCCACGCCUUCCCCUGGUUCACCCCCCUUCCUUCCCCUUUCUCCCCCUCUGUUAAGUCCCUCCCCCUCGCCAUUCAAAAGGGCUGGCUCGGCACUGGCUCCUUGCAGUCGGCGAACUGUCGGGGCGGGAGGAGCCGUGAGCAGGAGCUUCACUCAGCUGCCCGCGCGGCAAAGCGGAAGGCAAGCCAAACAGAGUGCGCAGAGUGGCAGAGCCAGCGGCGAUACAGGCAGUACAGGCAGCCCGGGCUGCCUGAAUAGCCUCAGAAGCAACCUCAGCGACUCCGGCUGCUCUGCGGACUGCGAGCUGUGGCGGUAGAGCCCGCUACAGCAGUCGCAGUCUCCGUGGAGCGGGCGGAAGCCUUUUUUUCUCCUUUUCGUUUUACCUCUUCAUUCUACUCUAAAGGCAUCGUUAAUAGAGGGUGUUUAAAAAGUACAGAUCAACUGGAUGGAUGAAUGGAUGGAAGAGGAUGGAAUAUCAUAACAAAACACAUUUUCCUUAAGUAAAUUCAUGCAUACUCCAAAUUAAAUACAGAAUGUGAAGUAUCUCUGAACUGUGCUGUUGAAUAUGGUAGCUACUAGCUACAUAAUCCUGGAUGAUUUGCUGCUAACAGCACUCUGAGGUCCUGCCAUGGAACCUCCUAUCUAGUGCAGCAUUUGGGUUAUUGAAGCCCUAUCUCUUCAGUGCAUCUAUUUCAUUUAAGUUUAAACUGAUUAUAACAUACUGGAGGCAAAGACCUUUUUCUUCCCCUCCCACUUUUUAUCCCCCACUCAACAGCUGAUUGCAGAACACUAUGAAGACUCAACGACAGUGGGUUUUAAUUCAGAUAUUUCAAGUGCUGUGCGGGUUAACACAACGAACUAUAAGAAGUCGGCCUGUUAUGGACUUGUUGUCCGGGACGUACAUAUUCGCGGUCCUCCUAGCAUGCGUGGUGUUCCACUCUGGCGCCCAGGAGAAGAACUACACCAUCCGGGAAGAAAUGCCAGAAAACGUCCUGAUAGGCGACUUGUUGAAAGACCUUAACUUGUCGCUGGUUCCAAACAAGUCCUUGACAUCUGCUAUGCAGUUCAAGCUAGUGUACAAGACCGGAGAUGUGCCACUGAUUCGAAUUGAAGAGGAUACUGGUGAGAUCUUCACUACUGGCGCUCGCAUUGAUCGUGAGAAAUUAUGUGUUGGUAUCCCAACGGAUGAGCAAUGCUUUUAUGAAGUGGAGGUUGCCAUUUUGCCGGAUGAAAUAUUUAGACUGGUUAAGAUACGUUUUCUGAUAGAAGAUAUAAAUGAUAAUGCACCAUUGUUCCCAACAACGGUUAUCAACAUAUCAAUUCCAGAGAACUCGGCUAUAAACUCUAAAUAUACUCUCCCAGCGGCCAUUGAUCCUGACGUAGGAAUAAACGGAGUUCAAAACUACGAGCUAAUUAAGGGUCAAAACAUUUUUGGCCUCGAUGUCAUUGAAACACCAGAAGGAGAAAAGAUGCCACAACUGAUAGUUCAAAAGGAGUUAGAUAGGGAAGAGAAAGAUACCUACGUGAUGAAAGUAAAGGUUGAAGAUGGUGGCUUUCCUCAAAGAUCCAGUACUGCUAUUUUGCAAGUAAGUGUUACUGAUACAAAUGACAACCACCCAGUAUUUAAGGAAACGGAGAUUGAAGUCAGUAUACCAGAAAAUGCUCCCGUAGGCACUUCAGUGACACAGCUCCAUGCCACAGAUGCUGACAUAGGUGAAAAUGCCAGGAUCCACUUCUCUUUCAGCAAUCUAGUCUCCAACAUUGCCAAAAGAUUAUUUCACCUCAACUCCACCACUGGACUUAUCACAAUCAAAGAACCACUGGAUAGGGAAGAAACACCAAACCACAAGUUACUGGUUUUGGCAAGUGAUGGUGGAUUGGUUCCAGCAAGAGCAAUGGUGCUGGUAAAUGUUACAGAUGUCAAUGAUAAUGUCCCAUCCAUUGACAUAAGAUACAUCGUCAAUCCAAUCAAUGACACAGUUGUUCUUUCAGAAAAUGUUCCACUCAACACCAAAAUUGCUCUCAUAACUGUGACGGAUAAGGAUGCGGACCAUAAUGGCAAGGUGACAUGUUUCACAGAUCAUGAAAUCCCUUUCAGAUUAAGGCCAGUAUUCAGUAAUCAGUUCCUCCUGGAGACAGCAGCAUAUCUUGACUACGAGUCUACAAAAGAAUAUGCCAUUAAAUUACUGGCUGCAGAUUCUGGCAAACCUCCUUUGAAUCAGUCAGCAAUGCUCUUCAUCAAAGUGAAAGAUGAAAAUGACAAUGCUCCAGUUUUCACCCAGUCUUUAGUAACCGUUUCUAUUCCUGAGAAUAACUCUCCUGGCAUCCAAUUGACGAAAGUAAGUGCAACAGAUGCAGACACUGGGCCUAAUGCUGAGAUCAAUUUCCUGCUAGGCCCUGAUGCUCCACCUGAGUUCAGCCUGGAUCGUCGUACAGGCAUGCUGACUGUAGUGAAGAAACUAGAUAGAGAAAAAGAGGAAAAGUAUUUCUUCACAGUUCUGGCAAAAGAUAACGGGGUGCCACCCUUAACCAGCAAUGUCACAGUCUUUGUAAGUGUUAUUGAUCAGAAUGACAACAGCCCAGCUUUCACUCACAAUGAAUACAACUUCUAUGUCCCAGAAAACCUUCCAAAACAUGGUACAGUGGGACUAAUCACUGUAACUGAUCCUGAUUAUGGAGAGAAUUCUGCAGUUACUCUCUCCAUUUUAGACGAGAAUGAUGGCUUCACCAUUGAUUCAAAAACUGGUGUCAUCCGACCAAAUAUUUCAUUUGAUAGAGAAAAACAAGAAUCUUACACUUUCUAUGUAAAGGCUGAGGAUGGUGGUAGAGUAUCACGUUCUUCAAGUGCCAAAGUAACCAUAAAUGUGGUUGAUGUCAAUGACAACAAACCAGUUUUCAUUGUCCCUCCUUCCAACUACUCUUAUGAAUUGGUUCUACCAUCCACUGAUCCAGGCACAGUGGUCUUUCAGGUAAUUGCUGUUGACAAUGACACUGGCAUGAAUGCAGAGGUUCGUUAUAGCAUUGUAGGAGAAAACACAAGAGAUCUGUUUGAAAUCAACGAAACAACAGGCAACAUAAUAAUGAAGGAGAAAUGUGAUGUUACAGACCUUGGUUUACACAGAGUGUUGGUCAAAGCUAAUGACUUAGGACAACCUGAUUCUCUCUUCAGUGUUGUAACUGUCAAUCUGUUUGUGAAUGAGUCAGUGACCAAUGCUACACUGAUUAAUGAACUGCUACACAAAAGCACUGAAGCACCAGUGACCCCAAAUACUGAGAUAGCUGAUGCAUCCUCACCAACUAUUGACUAUGUCAAGAUCCUGGUUGCAGUUGUUGCUGGCACCAUAACUGUCGUUGUAGUUAUUUCCAUCACUGCUGUAGUAAGAUGUCGCCAGGCACCACACCUUAAGGCUGCUCAGAAAAACAAGCAGAAUUCUGAAUGGGCUACCCCAAACCCAGAAAACAGGCAGAUGAUAAUGAUGAAGAAAAAGAAAAAGAAGAAGAAGCAUCCCCCUAAGAACCUGCUGCUUAACUUUGUCACUAUUGAAGAAACUAAAGCAGAUGAUGUUGACAAUGAUGGAAACAGCAUCACACUAGAACUUCCUAUUGAUCUAGAAGAGCAAACCAUGGGCAAGUACAAUUGGGUAACUACACCUACUACUUUCAAGCCCGACAGCCCUGAUUUGGCCCGACACUACAAAUCUGCCUCUCCACAGCCUGCCUUCCAGAUUCAGCCUGAAACUCCCCUGAAUUCGAAGCACCACAUCAUCCAAGAACUGCCUCUCGAUAACACCUUUGUGGCCUGUGAUUCUAUCUCCAAGUGUUCCUCAAGCAGUUCAGAUCCCUACAGCGUUUCUGACAGUGGCUAUCCAGUGACAACCUUCGAGGCACCUGUGUCUGUACACGCCAGACCGCCAAUGAAGGAGAUCAUGCGAUCUUGCACCCCCAUGAAAGAGUCUACUACUGUGGAGGUCUGGAUUCAUCCCCAACCACAGCGGAAAUCUGAAGGGAAAGGAGCAGGAAAGUCCCAGCGGCGUGUCACAUUUCACCUGCCAGAAGGCUCUCAGGAAAGCGGCAGUGAUGGUGGACUGGGGGACCAGGAUGCAGGCAGCCUUACCAGCACAUCCCAUGGCCUGCCCCUUGGCUAUCCUCAGGAGGAGUACUUUGAUCAUGUCACACCCAGCAAUCGCACUGAAGGGGAUGGCAACUCCGAUCCUGAAUGUACUUUCAUUCCUGGACUAAAGAAAGCUGCAGAAAUAACUGUUCAACCAACUGUGGAAGAGGCCUCCGACAACUGCACUCCAGAGUGUCUCAUCUAUGGCCAUUCUGAUGCCUGCUGGAUGCCAGCGUCUCUGAAUGAUUCCAGCUCUUCGCAAGCACAGGCCUCUGCUCUAUGCCACAGCCCACCACUGUCACAGGCCUCUACUCACCACCACAGCCCACCAGUGACACAGACCAUUGCUCUCUGCCACAGCCCUCCAGUGACACAGACCAUCGCAUUAUGCCAUAGCCCUCCACCAAUACAGAUCUCUGCUCUCCACCAUAGUCCUCCUCUAGCGCAGGCUACCGCACUUCGCCACAGCCCACCAUCAGCACAGGCCUCAGCCCUCUGCUACAGCCCUCCUUUAGCACAGGCUGCUGCAAUCUGCCACAGCUCUCCUCUGCCCCAGGUUACUGCCCUCCAUCGCAGCCAGGCCCAGUCGUCAGUCAGUUUGCAGCAAGGUUGGGUGCAAGGUGCUGAUGGACUAUGCUCUGUUGAUCAGGGAGUGCAAGGUAGUGCAACAUCUCAGUUUUACACCAUGUCUGAGAGACUUCAUCCCAGUGAUGAUUCAAUUAAAGUCAUUCCUUUGACAACCUUCACUCCACGCCAACAGGCCAGACCCUCCAAAGGUGAUUCUCCCAUUAUGGAAGAACAUCCCUUGUAAAGCUAAAAUAAUUACUUCGAAUUUUCAGAAAAGACAUAUGUAAUCAAAAUUUAAGAUACAAUUUCAAUGAGUAUUCUGAUUAUCAGAUUUGUAAAUAGCUAUGUAAAUAGAAACAGAUACCAGAAUAAGUCUAGAGCUAGACCCUUAGUCAAAAGUUAACCAAAAAAUUGCAAUUUGUUUAAUUCAGAAUGUGUAUUUAAAAAGAAAAGGAAUUUAACAAUUUGCAUCCCCUUGUACAGUAAGGUUUAUCAUGACGGAGCGUACUAUUUCUGAUGUACAGUAUUUUUUGUUAUUUUUAUCAUCGUGUGCAAUAUUACUGAUUUUUUUCCAUGCUGAUUGUGUGGAACCAGUAUGUAGCAAAUGGAAAGCUUAGAAAUAUCUUAUUUUCUAAGUUUACCUUUAGUUUAUCUAAACUUUUGUUCAAAUAAUGGUAAAAGAUAUACAUAUUCUAGCCUUUUUUUGGGCUUUCUGUUUGAUUUUUGUUUGUUGUUUUCAGGUUUUAUUUUAUUGUUGUUGUUGUUGUUAGUGAGUCUCCCCUCAAAAUACACAGUAGGUAGUGUAAAUACCACUUGUGUGUGUCUCUCUCUCUGCUUUCACGUUUUCUACCUUAUUCCAGUACUAUAUUGUUGAUAUAAUUUGUAUAUACAUUUUCAAUAAGGAAUAUAUAUAAACUGUACAGAUCUAGAUCUACAACCUAUUUCUCUACUCUUUAGUAGAGUUCGAGACACAGAAGUGCAAUAACUGCCCAAAUUAGGCAACUAUUUGCUAAAAAGGGCCUCUUUUUACUUUAAUAGUUUAGUGUAAAGUACAUCAGAAAUAAAACAGUAUCUGCCAUUUUAAGCCUGUAGCCCAUUAUUACUUGGAUCUUUACUUCUGGGAAUUUGUAUGUAACAGCCUAGAAAAUUAAAAGGAGGUGGAUGCAUUCAAAGCACGAGUCACUUACAAUAUUGACAGUAAACUACUAUUUUGUGGAGAAACUCAGGAAGAUUUAAAUGUUGAUUUGACAGCUCAAUAGGCUGUUACCAAAGGGUGUUCAGUAAAAAUAACAAAUACAUAUAACUGUAGAUAAAACCAUAUACUAAAUCUAUAAGACUAAGGGAUUUUUGUUAUUCUAGCUCAACUUACCGAAGAAAACCACUAAUAACAACAAGACUACCAGGAAGGAACUUUUCAAGAAAUGUAAUUAUAAAUCUACAUCAAACAUAGAAUUUUAAGGAAAAAUGCAGAGGGAGAAAUAAGGCACAUGACUGCUUGUGCCUUAUUCAACAAGAAACACCUGAAAAACACGCACAGAACAAAAACCAUCAAAAUCUCAUAUAUGAAAUAAAAUAUGUUCUUCUAAGCAAAGAAACAGUAUUAUUCAUAGAAAACAUUAGUUUUCUUCUCUUGUCUGUUCUUUAUUUCCUUCUUUUAUCUCUUAACUGGCCAUUAUCUUCUAUGUGCACAUUUUAUAAAUUUACAGAAACACCAUCAACUUAAUUUUCUUCCAUAGCAAAACUGAGAAAAUACCUUGUUUCAGUGUAACACUAAACCAAGAGACAAUUGAUGUUUAACGGGGGUGGUCGGGGAGUGGGGGAGUCAAUAUCUCCCAUUGAUUAAAUUAGACAUAGAUUUUCUAACGUGUAACUUGAUAUUUAAUUUAUGAUGAAACUGUGUGUAAAUUUUGUAACAUAAACUGUGGUAAUUGCAUAAUUUCAUUGGUGCGGUUUUCCACUGAGUGUUGAGAAAGCUUCUUUUCAUGUGUCCAGCAGAUUAAGUAGCGUUUUCAGAAUAUACAUUAUUCUCAUCCAUUGUAAAGCUCCUUAAAUCAUAUUUUAUUGGGUGUGCAGAAUAACUUCUUAACUUUUAACUAUCAGAGUUUGAUUAGUAAAAUUAAUUUAUUUAUUUUAUCCUUUGUGUUAAUGUUCCAAGGGAUUUGGAGCCUACUGGCUUUCCAGGUGCACGUGAAUCCUGAAGGACUGAUGAUAUUUGGAAGUUUAUUAAAUUAUUAUCAUACAAAUGUGUUGAUAUUUUUGCUAUUGUUGUUGAUGUUGAAAAUCUUAAACUUGGGGAAGAUUAAGAAAAGAACCAAUAGUGACAAACGUCAGUGCUUCCAGUAGAUUUUAGAACAUAUUUUUGCCUCAAAUACCUGCAAAGAUGAUGUGAGUGAGAUUUUUUUCUUGUAUUUUAAUUUUUUUCACAUUUUCUCUCUGCAGACCUUUAGUUUUCUUACGAUCUAUACACACACAUACAUGCACACACACACACACACACACAGAUACACACAUUUAAAGAAUAAAAAGAAGAGGCUGAAAGAUUAUUAAAUAGCUUGUCAGGCAUCUUAAUGGUUACUAUCUAUGUUAAAAAUUAUCAAAUAGGACCCAAAGUUGGAUAUUUGGGAUUUUUCUUCUGAUGGUAGAAUUUAUUGAGUUACUAGGGAGGUUCUUAAAUCCUCAUAUCUGGAAACUUGUGUUGUGAACUUUUGACACCUUUCCUAUAGAUAUAGGAAUGAACCAAUACGCUUUUAUUACCCUUUCUAACUCUGAUUUUAUAAUCAGACUUAGACUGUGUUUAGAAUAUUAAACGACUGGGCACCCUCUUCUUGGUUUUUACCAGAGAGGCUUUGAAUGGAAGCAGGCUGAGAGUAGCCAAAGAGGCAAGGGGUAUGAGCCCAGUUAUUCUCCCCUAUGCCAUCUCUUUCUAAGCUUCCACUAGGUCUGGCCUUGGAAACCUGUAACUUCUAGGGCUUCAGAUCUGAUGAUACCUUUUUCAUCACAUUACAAGUUAUUUCUGUGGCUGAAUAGACAGUGGUAUAGGUUGACACAGUACACAAGUGGCUAUUGUGAUGUAUGAAUAUGUAGUCCUAGAACUGCAAAAUGUCUUACUGAACCAACAAUCAAAAAAUGUUUGUUUUAAAAAGGAUUUCGUGUGAUUUGAAAUUAAAACUUCAAACUGAAUGACUUAUAUGAGAAUAAUACAUUCAAUCAAAGUAGUUAUUCUAUUUUGUGUCCAUAUUCAAUUAGAUUGUGAUUAAUUUUCUAGCUAUGGUAUUACUAUAUCACACUUGUGAGUAUGUAUUCAAAUACUAAGUAUCUUAUAUGCUACGAGCAUACACAUUCUUUUCUUAAACUUCACCUUCGUUUUAGCUAAUAUUGUGCCAGUGUAUUAAAAAUUAGGUUUUACAUAUGGUAUCUACAAUGUAAUAAAUUUAGAGAGUAAUUUUGUGUAGUCUUAUUUAGUUACUUAACAUUUUAUUUUUGAUUAUGUAAAUUUGGUUAGAAAAUAAUGAUCAUUAAAUGGUUAGUGCUAUUGUGUAAUGGUAACAGUUACAAAGAGCCUCUGCCUUCCAAAACUAAUAUUUAUCACACACGGUCAUUAAAUGGGAAAAAAUUGACUAAACAAAUCACUAAUUGUUCAGUUCUGAAAAUGUAAUCAUGUCACACACGUAAAAAAAAUCCUUUUCAAUCCUGAGAAAAUUAAGGGAGUUUUACUCACAUGUAUAUUUCAACAUUAGUUUUUUGUUUGUUUGUUUGUUUCUUUUUCAUGGUAUUACUGAAGGUGUGUAUACUUCCUAAUAUACAUUUAUGAAAAUCUACUUGUUUAGACUUUUAUUUAUACUCUUCUGAUUUAUAUUUUUUAUUAUAGUUAUUAUUUCUUAUCUUUCUUCUUUUAUAUUUUUUGAAACCAAAUUUAGAGUUAGUUUAGGUAAACUUUUUAUCAUGAUCAUUAGUAACUAUCUUGAAUGUUUCCAACUGGCCCAGUUGGCCGGGAAAACAUGAGAGCAAGAGAAGCUGAAAUGUAUUUCUACAAAAACCUUUCUAUAUUAUGUGCCAAUUACCACACCAGAUCAAUUUUAUGCAGAGGCCUUAAAAUAUUCUUUCACAGUAGCUUUCUUACACUAACCAUCAUGUGCUUUUUAGUAAAUGUGAUUUUUAAAAGCAGUGUAAGUUGACAACAGCAGAAGCAGUAACAAAAAAUCUGCUCAGAAAAAUGUAUGUGCACAAAUAAAAAAAAAUUGAUGGCAAUUGUUUAGUGAUUGUAAGUGAUACUUUUUAAAGAGUAAACUGUGUGAAAUUUAUACUAUCCCUACUUAAAAUAUUAAGAAUUUUAUGAAAUAUGUAUUUAUGUUUGUAUUGUGGGAAGAUUCCUCCUCUGUGAUAUCAUACAGCAUCUGAAAAUGAACAGUAUCCUAAAGCAGUUCUAACCAUGCUUUGGAAGUAAGAAGGUUGGCUACUGUAUGGCCAAGGAUGGCAGUAUGUAAUCCAGCAGCAAACUGGUAUUAAUUGUUCUAUUUCAGGUUCUGUAUUGCAUGUUUUCUUAUUAAUCUAUAUAUUAAUAAAAGUUAUGAGAAAUAAA
Messenger RNA from Cercocebus atys (sooty mangabey), 9341 nucleotides. RefSeq names its product protocadherin 11 X-linked (gene PCDH11X). The transcript has 10 exons. The coding region runs from base 876 to 5006 and encodes 1376 amino acids. Gene Ontology annotation, molecular function: calcium ion binding. Gene Ontology annotation, cellular component: plasma membrane. NCBI's taxonomy places the organism in Eukaryota, Metazoa, Chordata, Mammalia, Primates, Cercopithecidae. The record is from RefSeq and is a predicted model, not a curated record. Gene Ontology annotation, biological process: homophilic cell-cell adhesion.